AACAAACGGACGUGAAAAAUUUAUUUUAAAAUCAGACUACAACUUAUUCAAUAUUCGUGAAUACCAUAAUUAAUAAAUAAUAAUAAAUAAGUAUCGUAAUUUCAUUGGUUAAAACAUAUAGAGACAUAUUUCUUGUUAAAUCGGUUACCAAUAGCUGUCGAAGUCAGUGGACUGUCGUGUUCUUAUUGCACACUUCCGCUUUCAACAAACCUGCCGUGACAAAUUUCUUGUGGUAUCAUAUUGGAACCUAUUGCAAUCGACAUACACAAAUACAUCAUCUUCCCAACGUUCUAAGGAACUUUCGAAAACGACUUUUGGCCAACUUUCGAGAAGACUGUUUGUUAAUUCAGGUAAAUUGUGAAAACACCUUCGUUUAUGUGUAUUUUGAGACUAAAGCCUUUAAUUAAAAAGGUGCAUAAAUAUAUCUUCAUCGCACCGUUCCAUAAACAUGUCGUCGGCAAGUACCAAGGAGAAUUCGUGUAAAAAUUCGAAGACCUCUUCGAAGACCGGAAAAGGCAAAAUGAAUAGGCCCAUUAUAAUAAAAGGCAACUCCCUGAAAUCUGAUCCGACAAGCUCCACAAAUGUGCUCAAGUGUUUCGUGAAGCAUCACAAGAUGUCCCUGGAGGAACUGAAAAAGAAAUCGAAUGAGAUAUCUGUGAAAAUGGAAAAAACUGAGAUUUUCAUUGCUGAGAGAAACCAGGAAAAUGCUCAAUUGAAGAGACAGCUUCAAGAUAUUAGGGAGCAACUGGAAAAUGUGAAGGCCAUAUGUGAUGGUUUAGCUAGGGAAAACUGUGAGCUGAAGGAUAAGUACAUGGCUUGCCACUCGAAGUAUAUCGAAUUAGAGCUUUCCUAUGAUAGGGAACUCACCAUAUUGAAUGCAAACAUGAUCAAACAAAAAGGUGAAUUAGAACAGGUUGACAGACUAAAUGAACAGCUGAAGAGUGAGAACUUCCAGCAAAGGCAGGUGGUGGCCCAACUCCAAGCCGUGUCGGCGGAGAAGGAUAAACAAUUGACCGAACUAAAACUGAAGGCAGAUCAACUGCAGGCCUAUAAUGUCGAACUGAAGGAGGUUUUUGAGGAGUAUAAGGAGAAUGUGUCCCAGAAACACGAGCGCGAGACCGCCCAGCUGAAGGAAGAGGUGAAGGAGCAGGCGGCUACAAUUCGUGAGCUUAUAGAAAACAGCGAAGUGCGUGACGUUGAGUUGCAGUUAGCCGUAUCUAAUAUGAAACAUGCUGAGGAGUUUGGCACUGAGCUGUCAAAUCGUAAUAGUCAGUUGUCGUCGGAGGUGUCUGACAUUUCUCACCGUCUGAAAGUUGAAAUAGAGGAUCAUAACAAGAAGAUAAGGGAAUUAAAUAUGCAGAUUAUGGAAUUGGUGUCUGAAACAAAGCGUUAUCAAUUCGACAUUGCCAAGCUUGUUGAGGCAAACAACUCUUUAAAGGAUAUGAAUAACGAGGCUAAUGCUGCCUUGGCAAAUGAGGUAGCUAGGGUUAACCAGGAAUCCAGUGAUCUGAAGAAAAAGUUCGAACAACUUCAGCAGGAGCAUAUGGAUACAACCAAAACCUUGUUAGCCGAAAAGGCCGAUCUGGCCGAAAAAUUGCAGGCGCUGAAGGAACUCCAUGCGUCAAACAUCAUAGCUCUGGAGUCCGAGAUACAGCAAAAGGAGGAGCUCCGUUUGGAGUUUGAACAAAAAGUUGCCGAACUGGAACGUCAAAAAAAUAACACCAUAGCGGAACUUACCUAUAAAGUCAACCAAAUUAAGAAUCUUUCUGUUCUUCCAGUAAAGAGCGCUAUGCUAACUACUAACCAGACCCAACCGAUUACUAACAAAAACCCUCAAUUAAACGCAAUAGCUGUAAAUUCAGUUGGAACCACUGAGAUUUCAAAAGACGAAGCCACACCUGCACGCCGCAGGCAAAUUAAACGUACUCAUGCUAGAUGCUACAAUUCUGACUUUAACACUGAAUCCGAAGAUGACGCAGACAACGACACAGGCCGUAAUGACACAGCUCCCAAGAUGAAGAAAAUGAGUCGUUCAAAGGCUUCGAACAAGAAUAAAUCUGCUAACGAUUUGAGUGCCUUCGAUAAAUUGAAAAAUAACUAAUGGGUCAACUGUAUUCGAAGUUCAUCAAAACAUAUAUAUUUCAUUCAAUACUUGCAUAGCUCAAGUAUCUCAGUUUGAAGUCCUCAAGGAAAACAUUUUUAUUUUUUAUAUUUGAAUGUCUAUGACAUGUGCUUAAACAUACAAAUAACUUGAAUUCAACAACUUUACCACUCGUGGUAUUACCUCACACAUAUAAGACUUUCAGGCUUUAUAACCGUAU
Messenger RNA from Drosophila arizonae, 2321 nucleotides. RefSeq names its product crossover suppressor on 3 of Gowen (gene c(3)G). Lineage: Eukaryota; Metazoa; Arthropoda; Insecta; Diptera; Drosophilidae. The record is from RefSeq and is a predicted model, not a curated record.